Molecule: messenger RNA, 1971 nt
Organism: Loxodonta africana (African savanna elephant)
Lineage: Eukaryota; Metazoa; Chordata; Mammalia; Proboscidea; Elephantidae
Gene: FNDC11
Product: fibronectin type III domain containing 11
Exons: 1
Coding region: 855-1928 (357 amino acids)
Molecular function (GO): protein binding
Source: RefSeq, a predicted model, not a curated record
GCGAGCCGGGGAGCGGGGCUGGGUGCGCAAGGCGGCCCCUUCCCGGUGUUUCCGACCAGCCCCUCUUGGUUUUCCAACUGGGAGGCUGUUGUAGCUGGGAAACUCCUUGGCCCCUUGUCAGAUCCGGAGUAGGCAAGAUUUGCCUUCAGACGCUGGUUUGAAUUCCCCAGCCUCCUCCAGAGCCUGACUUAUGUCAGAGGUCCUGGGGCCCUGGUUUGGGCUUCCACCUCGCCCCAGAGAAAAGCCUGGGGCUAGAGCUGUGCAUGGCCUGGGGUGCCGGGCCCCUCCCACCGAGACCUGGAGCUGGGAGCCCAGGCCUGGGGAAGAAGGAGAGCAAGCUGCUGAAGCUUUGCGCCUCAGACUUCCCAUCUGUGGAAUGGAGGAUGGAUCCCACGCAUUUCCUGGGGCUUGUUUCCAGAGUCAGUGACUCAUCCAAGCCCAUAAAGCCCGGUUUUCACUAGUCCUCAGAGCUAAGGCUCUAGGUGGUGUUGGCCCCAACCAUGCACAGGCUGUCUGGGGAGCCUGGUCCCUGCUCUGCAGCUGUGGAUGGAGCGGAGCCCAUAAAGCAGUGAUGUACCCAAGGGAUGUCCAGUGCCACUCAGGCAGGGUCACACUGAAUUCUCUCAACAGCCCUGGGGAGGCACCAUCACCCCAUUUCACAGUCAAGAAACUGAGGCCCCUGCACUGUCUCGUUGCCAGGACUGACAUUCGGCCCUCCAGCUCUACCCAGAGAGAAGUGUUCCCCACAGCCUCUCCCCCAGGGGAGGACAGAAGGCCCAGUAUGGGGGGCAGUGGGCCUGGGUCGCCCCCACUGAUGUGCCCUGGGGUGGGUGGCAGAGGCCUGUGGGCCUGGGAUGAGCCCCCAGAGCAGGGAAAGUGAGAGCAACCGACAGGCCUGCUCAUGCCUUCCCUCCUCCUCCAGCACCCAGACAAUGAACUUCCAGGUGACAGUCCUGGGCCUGGACAAGGCGAAGCUGGACAGUCCCCAAGCCUUCCUGGACCCAGAGGAGGCGGAGGAGGCAGAGGACGGGCAGCUGCUGGAGCCGGAGGCGUGGAGGACCUACGUGGAGCGCCGCAACGUGCUCCGUGAGUUCCUAACCUCAGAACUGAGCCCACACCUGCUCAGGCGCCACCACGCCCGCAUGGAGUUGCUGCAGAGGUGUUCCUACUACAUCGAGAUCCUGCCCAAGCACCUGGCACUGGGCGACCAGAACCCGCUGGUGGUGCCCAACACCAUGUUCCAGCUCAUCGACCCCUGGAAGUUCCAGCGCAUGAAGAAGGUGGGCACGGCGCAGACCAAGAUCCAGCUGCUGCUGCUCAGUGACUUGCUGGAGCAGCUGGACCAUGGCCGUGCUCAGCUGGAUGCACUGCUGGAGUCCCCUGACCCUCGGCCUUUCUUAGCCGGCUGGGGGCAUGUGGAGCAGCGGCUGGCAGACCUAUCAGCUGUCAUGGACAACUUCCUGGCCAUGAUGGUGCCAGGGCGGCUGCACAUCAAGCACCGCCUGGUGUCGGACAUCGGAGCCACCAAAGUCCCACAUAUCCGGCUCAUGCUGAGCACCAAGAUGCCUGUCAUGUUCGACCGCAAAGAAUCGGUGGCCCACCAGGACUGGGUCAGCCUGCGCUGGUUUGUCACCAUCCAACCGGCUUCACCUGAGCAAUUCGAGCUGCGCUUCAAGCUGCUGGAGCCACGGACCCAGCAGGAGUGCACACAGUGUGGCCUCAUCCCUGUGGCCGCCUGCACCUUUGAUGUCCGAAACCUGCUGCCCAACCGUGCUUACAAGUUCACCAUCAAGAGGGCCGAGAGCUACACGCUGGUGUAUGAGCCCUGGCGGGACAGCCUCACCCUGCACACUAAGCCGGGGCCCCAAGAAGAAGCCCGCCCCCCACCAGCAGGGCCCGCUCGGCCUACCCCUAACCGCACCUUCUGACAGAUGAUUUUCUAGUAUUUAUCCACUAAUAAAGAGGAAUAUA